This is a messenger RNA of Monomorium pharaonis (pharaoh ant), 1449 nucleotides long. Its product is annotated as sperm flagellar protein 1-like. Gene Ontology annotation, biological process: regulation of cytoskeleton organization. The transcript is spliced from 3 exons. Gene Ontology annotation, cellular component: axoneme. The record is from RefSeq and is a predicted model, not a curated record. Lineage: Eukaryota; Metazoa; Arthropoda; Insecta; Hymenoptera; Formicidae. Gene Ontology annotation, molecular function: microtubule binding. Bases 476 to 1177 code for a protein of 233 amino acids.
UAUUAAUAAAUUAUCUGCUUAUUGGAGCUCUUAAAUGUGAAAAAAAUUUUAAGGCUAUUGAUGUAGAGAAUAAUAAAGAUAGCAUUGUCUUAAAAGAAAAAAUGGAAAAUAUGGCAAUAACCGGGAAAACCUUUCUACAAUUUCUAAAAAUUUUUUCGGGCUAAGAAUAUUAAUCCUAGUUCUUUUUGGGCCACCGAAUGUACUUGUUUUUUAGACUUGCGUCUGUCACAUCAAACACAAACAUUUGUUUAUUCGAGCGAACCUGAAGAUAGACUCGAGCGAAGAUCGAACAUGUAAAAUGAAAAAAAAAAUGUCGACCGCGUUUACAAAUUUCUAAUAUACGUAACCGAAAGAGAGGGACUUUCUUCUCUCUCCCUUCCCUUCCCUUUCUUCCCCUCGUGUUCUCUCGUAUUAUCUCCACGUGAGCUCAUGAUCUUGCUAGUGUAAGCGAGCCGCCAAAAGCGUCACAGUGAACAUGAACGCUAACUCUGAGACCGGCGAUCAUCUUGAUGAGAUCUACAACUGGAUCGAUCAAAUCAAGUUUUCCAGACCAAAAAGGAACAUAGCCAGAGACUUUUCCGAUGGAGUGUUGAUGGCGGAGCUGUUGAAACGUUAUUAUCCUAAGCAUGUGGACGUGCACAAUUAUGUCGCCGGCAACAGUAUCGCGAAGAAGAUCGACAAUUGGAGCACGCUGAAUCGCAAGGUAUUAUCGAAGAUAGACAUGAGGCUGGGGAAGGAAGUGAUAAAUCAGCUGGCGAGUUCCCAGUCAGGCGUUAUCGAGAAAGUUCUCAGCGAUUUGCGAGCCAAGAUCUUGAGGGAUUCCAACGCCGAAAGAGAGUCCUUAUAUUUUGGCUUCGAGGAGAGCAAAGAUAAUAAUAUAGAGACGGUAGAUUCCGCGCUAAAUCCUGACGAGGUAGCGAACAAGACCGUCCCCCGGCACCUCUUCACCCGUCUGAAGCAGGAGCUGCAGGAGAAGAACGAUACGAUCUCCACGUUGCAGCAGAAAAUCUCGCAUCUGGAGAGUCUAAUGAAACUGAAGGACCAACGGAUCGAUGAUCUUACGGUGCAGAUUAUGAGGCUGCCGGUUGAGCGAAACGCCCCUACUCCGCGUCCCCACGUUAUCGGUGGUGGAAUCUCGAAAUCACACGUUUCCACCAAGCUGUCGUAUCAAAUCUAAUUGAAAAAAGUGUCAUGCUCUUUCUGUCUCCCUUUCUCUCUCUGUCCACGAUUGUAGUUUUUAUAUGAUGCGGCGUACCAUGUAUAAAAUACACUUUUUAUUAUCUAGUUGGGCCAUUCAUGUAAUCUUUUUACAGAUAAAAUUAGUGUGUCAUAAUAUACAUAAUAGUAUAAUGCAUAAACAGAGCAGUCAUCGCGACGAAAAAGCUCUCGAUUAUUUCAGAUAUUCACUCAAAUGUGAAUGUAAAUCUUUUGGAAUCGAUCAACAAAAAA